This is a messenger RNA of Hylaeus volcanicus, 2629 nucleotides long. RefSeq lists its product as uncharacterized. Bases 1 to 1992 code for a protein of 663 amino acids. The record is from RefSeq and is a predicted model, not a curated record. Lineage: Eukaryota; Metazoa; Arthropoda; Insecta; Hymenoptera; Colletidae. The transcript is spliced from 11 exons.
AUGUUUUUUACUCAAAUGACUUUAUUUGCCAGUUUAGCUACUUUUAUUGUGUCUAUUGUAUUUUUAUGGACAAAUAGAUUGUAUGUUAGCGGGGAGGAAGGCUAUGAUUUUUUCGAGUCAAUAAGUUAUGAGACAAAUCUUAACUCUAUUCAGAAAAAAUACACGUUUGGUAAAUCUUUUCCUCUUUUGUAUAAACACAAUAUAUCUCAAGUUAUUUCCACCUCAAAUGCUUUCGCUAUACGGAUCGCAACGAGUGAAAAGGAGAAUUUCGACUAUAUUAAAUCAUUGGAAAAAAGAAAAUAUAGCUCUGACGACGACUAUUUCAAAGUUUUAGAUCCACAUAAAAAAGCAGCGUAUUACGUUGUGUUCGGGCACGAAGACUCUGGAGGUCUAUUAAAAAAUUUGACUUUUUCACCAAAAAAACCAGAUUAUUUACUUCCAUUAGAGGACAAUGAAUUAAAUAAAAAUCAUAUUUUAAUUGCAAAUGAUGUAUGCGCUCAAAGUAAUAGUUUUUUAGCUCUUUAUGAAAAUGAGUUCUAUUGUUGGGGUGCUGAAACCGAAUGUCAGGGAUGGAAUCAAGUCAAAGGAAAAAAUAUGUUGAAUGAAAUAUUAAAAGUGUAUUGCCAUCGUUUAAGUCACGCAGCUUUUGUUUUACUUCGAAAUCCGCAUGAAGAUUAUAAUGGUUAUUUGUCACCAGUGGGAAGCAUCUUAAAAAAUAAUAAAUCGCUUGAUUUAUUUAAAACCGUGUCAGAGAAAAUUACUCCAGAAGGUAUUUUAUACGCAUCCACUUUAUCGGAAAGUGUAUUUUUACUACCUGGAAAACGUUUGCUAUUAAUGAAUUCAUCCUCACCUCUUUUUAAUAAAGAGAUUUAUGUAGAAAACAUUUAUACAUUCUACAAUUCAACUGUUAUAACGGAAAAGAAUGGUCAAGUUCAUUGGAUUUCCAAUAAAUCUUUUUCAAAAUCUAGAAGAUUGAAUGAAAAACAUUAUUCUUAUGAUGAUCCUGUUAUAGAUGUAGCUGGAGGAAACUCAGCUUUUGCGGUUUUAUAUAAAAAAGGUGGCGUAUAUAUGAUUCAUGCAAAUACAGACUUUAAUGAAGAAAGAGUUUCAAGUCCAACAUUUCUUGGUUUUGCUGAUGUCAAAGUAAUUAUUCUUAUUUUUUUUUUAUUUCAAAUUUUAAUGUAUUUCAAUGAAAAGAACAAGCUCCAAAACAAUAUCGUUCGAAUUAUAGCUAAUAAACAAGCAUUUUGCGCGGUCACAAACACAGGAUAUUUAACAACAUGGGGAAGUAUUCAAUAUGGAGGAAAUGUUUCUAAUUUUUCAGUUUGGCCUUCUGGUGAUACAAUCGAAGCUUAUUUACCCGUGGAGCCUUUUUUUGGAAGUGCUACAUGCUGUUCUUUUGCUUUUCGUACUCAGAUGGGUAAAUUACUUGUAUGGGGAAAUAACUUAAUGGGAGCUCGUUUUGAUGAAUUAGCUCAAACUCUUCUUGUUAAAGAUAUCCAGCCCUUGCAUAAUAGUUUUUAUGUCUUAACGGAUCUUGGAAGUUUAAUUUCCACGGGUUCUACCACUGUGAUCACUUCUUGGGAAGUUUCUGCCUCAAGCUCCAAUGCAUUCCUUCCUCGCCCUAUCCAAUAUCUUUUUCAUAAUGACUACUCUACCCUAGGGUUAAUGGGUCAUUUGUGUAAGGCUUCUGAUACUAGAAAAUGGUCUGAAUGCUCUACUAGGUGUGGUAAAGGAUUACAAGAACAACAUGUUGUCUUUCAAGACUAUCCUAUUAAUACACUAUGUCAAAUCGAAAGUGUUUCAGCCAUCAGAUCAUGUUUGUCAAAAAAAUGCGAUGAUACAAAUGAAACUUCUUCGUCUAUAUCAUUCAUUUCGUCGAACAAAAUGUUACUCAUUAUUAUUGUGAUAAUUUUAUGUGCUGCAAUAAUUUUUUUAUUUAUUUUUUGUUGUUUAAAACGUCGAUAUAGGAGAAUAAAUAUUCAUUUUUAAAUGUGUUUUUUUUAUACGACGGGAGGUGAUCCUAUUCAUAUAUCUCUAUGUAUUAGUGAAUACCAAACUUUAGUUCGCAAUGCAUGAAUGAAAAUAUUAUCAAAACCACAUGACAUUUAUCUUCUAUCACAACACCUUCUUAACAUCAUAACAUGCAAGAAGAAAAAUAUCUGGAAUGCUUCGAUGUAUUCAUUCUGUUUUGUAUUCUCUAAAUUUUUGUAGCAAACAGAGUCAUAACUUGAAUAUUUUUCUAAGUUGCCUUUACGUUGAAAAGCAAAGUUAAGGAAUUCAAAUACGUAAAGUUUUCUGUAAUGUCUGUUCAACGACAUUUUACCUGUUUUUUUUACUUACAUUAAACCUUAACGUUCUCGACUAUAUCACCGUAUGAAACGCAGACGUUUUCAUUCACAAAUAAGAUCCAACGCCUUAUAGCUUCGGUACGAUGCGUUUUUCUAUUCUAGCACCACGGACUAGGUUUGAAUUGCUGCCUAGUUUGUAAAGACACAGGAAAAAAAGCAGUAAAAAAAGGAUCUACUUAGUUGAGAUAAAAAAAUAGAAUAAAAUGAAAGCAUAUGAAUGUCAGCAUGAAUAAACAAUGCAAAGUAUAAUAAAGGGAAAUAAAUUCAGAUAUUGAUAU